This is a messenger RNA of Acanthochromis polyacanthus (spiny chromis), 2543 nucleotides long. RefSeq lists its product as uncharacterized. The record is from RefSeq and is a predicted model, not a curated record. The coding region runs from base 15 to 1601 and encodes 528 amino acids. The transcript has 6 exons. Lineage: Eukaryota; Metazoa; Chordata; Actinopteri; Pomacentridae. Gene Ontology annotation, molecular function: GTP binding.
AUUCUCAUCUGAAGAUGCCGAUGCAGGAACGGAAAAACAAGAGAGGACAUGUUGAAUAUUUUGUCAGCGGUCGACACUUAAACCUGGAUGAUUUGAAACAUGAAGCUCAAAAUGUGAGAAACAAGUACCUUCCCAUCGAAAACAUCCCGGAUUACCCCCAACCGGAGUUCCAUGUGGCUCAUCUGAAACACGAAACAGACGAAGAGGGGCUAAAUGGCAUCAAGAAGGAUGAGGGCUUCAAGUUUCCUCACUCAGACUCUGAUAAUCCACACAAGUUCUUCCUGCAGUGGUGGAGUCUGGCUGUCAGUCCUGAGGAGGUGAAUUCAGCUGAGACGAGGUUCCUGCAGCAGAAAUUCUCCAGCCUUACAGAGGAUCAGGCCGCCAUACAUUCCAGCUUCUUCUUUAAGUUUACCACCUCUCCAGCCUUCUCAGAGUGCUCCAGGCUGGGCUCGUACCGCUUCACCUGCCCCCUGGAGGAAGUCCUGGAUGCCUACCGCCAGCAGUUUUGCUCUGGGGAUCAGCCGGUCAUGAGGCUGUACGAAACUGUCCUGCACCCAAAGGAAGUGCAGCAUACUGUGUUGGUCCACAGUCCAGCCAAUCAGGAGGACUUCUCCGAGUAUCCUCUGCUGACUGACGACCCGAACGCCAUCUGUGUUUACAAAGAUGGCCGCUUCAUCUGGAGGCCAUACGCCAUCUGUAGUGAACACAGGCACAAGCUGAUCUGCAAAUCUAAGACAAAGGAGAUGGACGUUCAGCAGCUUACUUGGAAAGACAAAGUGUAUUAUAUUUGGGAUAAUGUCGCCAUCGCCCUGCAUGUGGGCGAACAGGUGCUGAGGUUUGAUACCGACCAACUGAGAAAGAACCUCAAAUUCUGUGACAAAAAUUAUCCAGCAAUUGUACCAACAGGGAGAUUCAAUAAUUUCGAGGAGGCUAAAAUAGCGGUUGGACGUUUGUGGCCUGACUGUGACUUCCCAUUGGAAAAGGAGAGUUCACUGGAGCAGCGAUUCACUGUGCAAAACCUCCGACUGGUUCUUGUUGGGAGGUCUGGAUCAAGGAAGAGCUCCAGUGGAAACAUCAUACUGGGAAGAGAUGCCUUCAGCGCAGGGAACGCUCAGUGCUGUCUGCAGACGGAGAAGGUGUUCAGCUGGGAGCUGACUGUCGUCGACACUCCUGGACUCUCAGAAACGCCCGAUACGCAGACGGAGAUCUUAAAAUGCAUCGACAUGUCGGCCCCGGGGCCCCACGCCAUCCUGCUGGUCAUCAAGGUGGAGACCCUCGACAAUGAAGGAGAAGACAUCGUGAGGCAGAUGGAGAAGAUCUUUGGAGAGAACGUCUGGAGGCACACCUUCGUAGUCCUCACCUUCGAGGACGGGGCGGAGAGAGACGGCAAUAUUCUGAAUGAAACCAAAACCAAAGUGGGGAAGAUUCUGGACUGGGAAGUAGGUGAGAGAUACUACGUCCUCAACAACAAGCAGCAGGUCUGGGAUCUGCUGGAUGAGUUGGCCACGAUGGUCUUUGAAAACAGAGAGAAAUUCUACUCUGUCCAGAACCGAGUCAGCAAGAGAAAGAUCACCGAUGUUGAUGGUGCAAUUACAGAUUGACGGAAAAUCUGAUUUUAUGCACUGAUUUAUUCCACAGAUGUGUAAAAUAUCCUACAUCUUUUUUAUUCAUUUUUAAAAUUAGAUGCUUUAUUGCAUUUUUUCUUUCUUUCAAAAGAAAAGCAGAAUGACACACUACAAAAUCAAAACUUAGCAAAUCACGAAGUAACUUUCCACUAAAGUGAUGCUUAAAGUUUCCAUCUGGCAUUAACAGACUGAGGAGCUCUAAGGAACCAAACACCUUCACUGCCACUGAGGAACCAGUCUAGGUGAAGGUGUUUUAAAUACUAGACGAUCGAUUAGCUUCUCUGCUAUCUGUAGUUCUGAAAGUGAGAAGAACGUAAUUCUGCAAAUUCUUUACUUAUUCUAUUUAGUUCCUAGAAUGUUCUUCUUAAAAGUCGGAUGGCUGAAGAUGUUCUAAAAAUGUUUGAUAAUGUUGUUGGAGCGUUACACCCCGACGUUCUCAAAGCAGACUCUUCCACUGAGAACAUUCUUCCUUUGUUGUCGUGGAACAUUGUGGGAACGUUUAAUACAUCCUAUAAUGCGUUUCCUCAACAGAUCAUUGGAGCCAGAAUGUAGAAGGUCAAACAUGACAUUUCAGGUACGUUUUAUUAAAGUGAUCUGAGUUCUAAAGAAGGAAAUGACCGAGGUACGUAUACGUAGCUAAUUUAUUGUGAGAAAUCUGUGUUUCUUUCUACUGUAGGUCAGAGUGUUUUUUUAAAGUGUUUAUUUUUUUUUCUUGUCAGUGUGAAUCUUUAUCCUCUUUAACUUCAUUUCAAUUUAUUCCUUCAUUUGGAAAUAUUUGAUUUACUAUCUUGGUAUUUGGUCUUUUGUCCACUUUGCAGGUCGACAUGAACACUACAUUAAGCUAAAUUAUAUUAUGAAAUAAGGAUAGAUCGUAAUUUAUAUGUCAGUGUCUAUGAGAAAAUAAAGAUAUCCACUUCU